GCCGGUUUCCCCUGCUGUCUUCAGAUUACUCCGCAACGUCGGACGGAACAGGUGGUUAUUUCACAGGUGUCACCGCUCGUGUAUGUGUUUACUAUAAUUUUCAUUGAAAAUAUAUAUUCUGUCAACAAUCGAAACGUGUUUCUAAAAAAAAAAAAAAAAAAACAUUAUCGCAAUACAAUUGCAAUCGUCACGAAACGAAACAAUGAAAAUCGAAAAGAAAGCGUUAUUUGUUCUGAUCCGAUUUCGCUGAUGAGAUAAAAGAGCGCGAGUGCUCAAAAAUCGUCGAUCCGCGUAAGGAAAGUUCGGCGCGCUUCAGUGAAAAAGAAAUUUCUCUCAAUAUAUAUAUACAAGAAGUAGUGAUACGUAUGAGCUUUGGCAUCGAUUUCAAUAUCAUUAUUUGAAUUUUUUGAUGAAUGCACUCCUUUUUCCGGGCUCGCAUGACGCGACUGGUUCACUCGCGGUGUCGGUCGUUCGGUAAUUUCAACGCGUGGCCGAGAAAUUCGACCAAUGACCUUGAUAUUGGGUACCACCAUCGAGUGUGUUUUUUGUAGAUUUUCAAUUUGACUAUAUACAUAAUAGAUUGAAUAUAAGUGUAAUAGAUAUAUUUGUUUUUGUUUCGUUUGGUGCAAGUGACAGUGAAGAGGCUGCGGAAGAAAAUUUGAGAUAAAUAUAGGAGAGUAAUAGAUAAUAUGGAAUAGAGUCGUGAGUCACGGAUUAGAGAACUAAAGAAGCAUAUCAGAAAGAUAUUCAAGGUGUGUCUAACUGGAGGCUUAUUGCUAGAUGAACGGAUGUGUAACUGAGAUCCGUGGUCCAGUAUCGACCUCGCUGCAUUCCAGGUGCUGAUCUUACGAAAGAAAUAUUGGUGAAGGAGUAAAAAUCGCAAGGUGCCGAGGAUAAUAUCAUUUCGAGAUGAUAAUUAGGUAGCGUAAAAGAAUAUCCAUAGUGGAGAGAGAAAGAGAGAGAGAGAGAGAGAGAGAGAGAGAGAGAGAGAUGGGAAAAAAUGAAUCUCAAGAGACAAACGAUUUCCUUGCGGCAACGAGCGUCACUUCGAUAAUGGCAAACGAUUAAAGUAAAUUGCCAAAUCAAGUUUUGAUAUAAUCUUUCAAGAAAGAGCGAGAGAGAGAGAGAGAAAUAAACGAUUAUUGGAUUCUUCGAAAUCGAAAAGAGAGAGAGAGAGAGAAAGAAAGAAAAAGUGUGCAGUUGAUCGUUGAGAGGAGAUAUAAAAGUUAGGGAAAACGUGAUCCAGAAUUCCCGUUAUAGAGCGCAAUGUAUCGGCCAAAUUUUUAUGAAAGCACGUGCCUUCGGUGCCAGCAGACAGUUUACCAAGUCGAUAGGGUGGGACCUUUAAAGGAUUUUACUUUCUUUCACGCUGGUUGCUUUAAAUGUUCACGUUGUGGUACUAAAUUGACAUUGAAGACAUAUUACAAUAAUCAACAUAAAAUUAAUGACAAGGAAGUCUAUUGCAGUAGUCAUGUCCCAAAACCGGGACCCGGAACACUUGAUGGAUCCAGCGUGGGAAUAAGAAGUGCACUCAAUGUACCUAGAAGUGGAUAUGUUAAUGAACAAAUAAGAGCUGGCGGUUCACCGAGAACAGUUUAUCCAUCUAGUUACGAUAACGCUGAUUCUCCGGUGCACAGUAAACAUUUAAAUGGUCAUGGAUCACCUCCAGGAAAUCGUGAUUCUCACGGUAAUUACGGUGGUAAUUCGUCUCCCUACAAUAAUUUUUCGGGAGAUGGAUGUUAUCAGUAUGGAAGAUUUGAUGCGAGUGCACUUCACAUCGCUCACGCUUUAAAACAAACGGAACUUCAAAAGGGUUACAGCAAGGCUCGAGAAAAGCCAAUUGACUUUUAUUUGGAUCGAGAUGAACAAACUCGAUUGGAAAUGAAGCAUCGAAAGGAAGAAGAUGAUUUAUAUAGAAAAUUUGCACAUCAUCGCGAGGAGGAAGAUCGAAGAAUUCGAGAAGAAUUCCGAGACGAAUGGGAAAAAGAAUUGGAACAAUUGUCAGAAAGAUGGGAUCGUGAAAGAGGUUUGAAACGAAGUCAUCAAUUUCAACAAGAAAAAGAUGAUCUCGAGAAAAAUAUGACACUUCGUAGGGAUAAAAAGAAAGAAAGCCUGACUAGGAAAAUGCUCGAGCAUGAAAGAGCGGCGACAGCUGCUUUAGUUGAGAAGCAAAGUUCGGAAAUGUUAGAAUUAAUAAAUGGGGCGAGAAGUGAAUAUAUGCGUCAAGAAAGUUUAUAUCUCGAUGAAGGUAUAGAAUACGCUCAGGAAUUACCUCCGCAACCAUAUCCAUCACAAGCGCCUCCACCUCAUCCGCCAGCUCUUGCCAAAUAUCAUCUUUAUAAUGAUCCCAUUGAAUUUGCUGACAUUGAUCAAAUAGCAAUUUCGGUGGCACAAGAAGAUCAAAAGACCUUCACUGACCUUGUUCGUCAAUUAGUCACUAAAUGUGGAUCCGACAUUGAAAAGGCGAGAACAAUUUUCAGAUGGAUUACGGUGAAAAAUUUAAACACAAUGCAAUUCGAUGAUAAUUUACGGGGAGACACGCCUAUGGGACUUUUAAGAGGAAUCAAACACGGAACUGAAAGUUACCAUGUCCUAUUUAAACGAUUGUGCAGUUAUGCAGGACUUCAUUGUGUGGUAAUUAAAGGAUACAGUAAAUCAGCAGGUUAUCAGCCAGGUGUUUGUUUUGAGGAUAACAGGUUCAGAAAUAGUUGGAAUGCCGUUUACGUUGCCGGAUCCUGGAGAUUUGUUCAAUGUAAUUGGGGAGCUCGACAUCUUGUUAAUGCUAAAGAGGUUCCAAAUCCUGGACAACCGAAGGAAAAAAGUGACAGUUUACGAUACGAAUACGACGAUCAUUAUUUCCUCACUGAUCCUCGAGAAUUCAUUUACGAGUUCUUCCCCCUUCAAGAAGAAUGGCAACUUUUGAAGCAACCAAUUUCUCUGAAAGAUUUCGAAGAGCUGCCUUUCGUUCGGUCCUUGUUCUUCAGGUAUGGUCUUUACUUUCCUGACACGAAUACAAAUGCUGUAAUGUACACGGAUUCAACCGGAGCAGCGACUGUGAGAAUAGCAAUGCCAGCCCACAUGCAAUCUUCCCUGAUCUUCCACUACAACCUGAAAUUUUAUGACAGUGACGGUGAUAAUUACGAUGGCGUAUCUCUCAAAAGAUUCGUCAUGCAGUCGGUUGUUGGGAAUUUAGUUGCAUUUCGUGUUCACGCUCCAUGUUCAGGUGCUUUUCUUUUGGACGUAUUUGCAAAUGCAGUUACGCCCAAAGAAUAUUUAACAGGAGAGCCAAUGAAGUUUAAGAGUGUCUGUAAAUUUAAGAUCGCUUGCGAGGAACUUCAAACGGUAAUGGUACCACUUCCGGAUUGUGCGAGUGGUGAAUGGGGUCCCACUAAAGCCACAAGACUCUUUGGACUUGUGCCAAUCACGCAUCAGGAAGCGUUGGUGUUUGCGGGUCGUGAAUUGGAAAUUCAAUUUCGGAUGUCGCGGCCUCUGACAGACUUUAUGGCAACGCUACACAAGAACGGUAUUGAGGAGAAACGUCUGUCCAAGUAUGUCACGCAUUCUGUGACAGACGAUGAUGUAGUGACUUUCUCCAUUAGCUUCCCGGAGGAAGGUCAAUAUGGGCUUGAUAUUUACACUAGGGAAUCGGCUAGUCCAUCCCAUCAUGAAGUGUCCGGCGAAAAGCAUUUACUCACUCAUUGCUGCAAGUACCUCAUUAAUUCAAGCAAACGAAACUAGAAUCCCAUUUCAUAUAAUGUAUGUAGAAUUUUUUUUUUUUUUUACUUUCUAAUUUUUAUUUUUAUUUUUUUUUUUUGCAAUUCCUAAAUUAACUAUUUAUAUAUUUACGUUUAAAAACUCUACAGUUACCUUUUGUAUUCAUUUUUGUUUUUAAUUUAAAAGUCACGAAUCGCGAAGAAUUACUUAUAGUUUAUUAAUU
Molecule: messenger RNA, 3937 nt
Organism: Leptopilina boulardi
Lineage: Eukaryota; Metazoa; Arthropoda; Insecta; Hymenoptera; Figitidae
Gene: Hil
Product: hillarin
Exons: 12
Coding region: 1267-3738 (823 amino acids)
Source: RefSeq, a predicted model, not a curated record